AUGGUGAAGACCCGCUUCUCUUCGGUGGAUGUCCGAGCGAUGGUGAACUCAAUUCGCCCCUCAGCCGUCGGGUGCAAGCUGGCCAACAUCUAUGACAUCAACUCGAAGGUGUACUUGCUAAAGCUGCAUCGCAAAGGCUUCCGAUGCCUGCUACUCCUGGAAAGUGGUGUGCGCUUCCACUUGACCGAGUACCAGAGAGACAAGUCAUCCAUCCCAUCCAACUACACCAUGAAAUUGCGAAAGCACUUGCGAAACAAGCGCCUCACGAACAUCAGCCAGCUGGGAGCAGACCGAGCUGUCGAUUUCCAGUUUGGCCGCGGUGAGACCUCCUUUCACCUGAUCUUGGAAAUCUAUGUGUCUGGAAACUUGAUUCUCACGGACAGCGAGUACCAAAUCCUCACCUUGCUGAGGGUUCAUUCCGACCAAGAGACGAAAGUGGCCAUGCGCCAGACAUAUCCGGUGGACAAAGCCAUGGGAUUGCUGAAGGUGCCCUUGGCUGAGUUCCCAGAUGCAAUUGAGGACCUCCUGGACCUGGCCUCUGUGCGGGCUGAAAACCAGGAGGUGAGGGAACUGGAGAUGGAUGACGAGAAGGCUGCAAAGGACAAGAAGAAGGGGGUUGAGUCCGCCUUUGCAAAGAAGUCGAAGAAGAGGGUGCAGCACAGCGCCAUGCCAGUGGUGAUGCUGUUGCACAAGCUGGCUCCCUUCGCUGAUCCGGCGCUCUGCGCCAGCUGCGUGGCCAAAGUGUCCGCCCUGAAGGGCAAGCCCGUGCAAAACGCCUUUAAGAUAACGGUCGAUGACAUGUCCUUUGACGAGCUUGUUGACCUCGAGCAGUCCUCUGCUGAGAUGCUGCUGGACACGCUCCGCAGCGUCUCGCGCCCGGACGACCUGGGAGGGGGCAGCAUGCCCCAGCUUCUGGUGGCGGAGACUGCCGAAGAUGACGUGAACGACGCCGCGAACGACGCCGAGGACGACGAGGCCGAGGCAGAGGAGGAGAAGGAGGAGAAGGAGGAGAAGGAGGAGGGUGGAACCAAGCCCAGGCCGCCUCCGGAGGCUGAUGCUCCAGUCGUUCCCGGCUGGAUUAUACGGAAGAAGGUGCAUUGCAAGACGAUCGCUGAGCCUGAAGAUGCUGAACCGACCUGGGCCAAUGAAGAGUUCACCCCACUGGAGCCUGCAGAAGUUGCCGAAGGGGAGGAGCCCGCCGAUACCGCCAAUACCGCAAACUCAGUGCUGCCUUUUCCAAGCUUCCAUCGAUGUGUGGAUGAGUUCUUCACCCAGCUCGAGGAGAACAAGGCAGUUGAGCAGAAGGCACAGCAUGCCCAGACCGUGAUGGCUCGCGUCGACCGCAUCCGCGCAGAUCAGGGGCGCCGUCUUCUGGAGCUGGAGGCAGAACAACAAGCAUCCGAACGGAAGGCAAGCCUCAUCGAGCGCAAUGUCGAGCUCGUCGAUCGUGCUUUGGCCAUGCUCAAUGCCAUGCUGGCAUCGCAGGUAGACUGGGGCGAGCUUUGGCGUGAAGUCAAACGCCAGCAACGCUUGGGACAUCCUAUUGCGGAACAUAUCCACUCCCUAAAUUUGGAACAAAACGAAUUCAAGAUUUUACUGGCUGAUGUUGAGGAAGAGCAAGCGGAAGAAGGAACUGAAGACCAGCCUAUGGAAGUGGUGGCGCUGAAUCUGAACCUGUCCGCGCAUGCCAAUGUGGCGCGCUUGCACGCGAAGAGGAAGGAAACAAGAGACAAGACCUCACGCACGCAGACCAACGCCGAAGCUGCCAUUAAGAGCGCCGAGAGGAAAGCGCAUCAGGAUCUGCAAAAGUUCGACCUGAAGCAAACGAUCCGGCGUGUGCGUCAGACAUGGUGGUUCGAGAAGUUUAUUUGGUUCAUCUCCUCCGAGAACUAUCUUGUCGUGGCUGGCCAUGAUGCGGUGCAGACAGAGCAGCUCUUCCUGAGGCAUCUAGGCGAAAACGAUGCCUUCAUCCAGGCGGAUGUUGCAGGAGCCCGGACGUGCUUUGUUCGAAACCCUGAAGGUGGAGAGGUGCCACCUGCGACACUUCGGGAAGCUGGAACGCUGGCUCUUUGCCAUAGCUCCGCCUGGGACAAGCAGAUUGUCAUCUCUGCGUGGUGGGUGCCCAUGACACAGGUCUCGCGAGGCAAAGCUCCAGAUGAAGACCACCAUUGCAUCGACGAUUUCUACAUCACCGGACGUCGUCUCUUUAUGCCGCCGUUGCACUUGGAGAUGGGCAUGACCCUUCUCUUUCAGGUGUCGGAGAGCUGUGCAGAGCGACACAAGGGCGAACGCAAGAGCCGGUACCUUGAGGCCAUGGCCAACAAGCCAGAGCAGGAUCUGGAAGAGGUCGAAGAGAUUGCCGUCGAGAGUGAUCAUGACCUUGACGCUGCAAGUGGAGAAGAAGGCGAGCCUCGCGAGCCUGCUUGCCAGGAUAUGGAUCAUGGAAGCAACGUAGGUGACCAAGAAAGGGAUGAAGAUGAAGUGGAUGAAGUGGAGAAAGAAGACGCUGAAGCCGCGGCAGAGGGUCGCAGCCAAGAGGCCGAGGACAUCGAGACGAGCCGCGGCAAGAUGCGCAUGUCAAGGGCAGAGCGCAGGCGUCAGAAGAAGGACGCCGGAGAGGAGGAUCAGCUUGACUCAUCCGCAGUGCAGGGCGAAGUUGAAGUGCCCAAGAAGUCGGACCCGAAGUCGAAGGGGCAAACUGAACACCUUCCACGCGGGCAGAAGUCUAAAGCGAAGAAGAUGAAGGAGAAGUAUGCUGACCAGGAUGACGAGGAACGCGAGCUGCGUCUAGCCCUCCUGGGCAGUCGCAGGAUAAAAAGAGCUGGAGGCGACGCCGUCAAGGGGACUGGCAUCCUGGCCUCGGAGGGCACUGACGGCAGUGGCAAGCCUGAGGAGGCCUCUAAGGCAGACGCUGAGACAACUGGUGAGCAGAACGCAUCCCAGCCACACAAAGAAGCUGGUGCCGAAAGGAAGGGGCCACGCCGACCGCCGCCUAGACGAGAUGAGGUGUUGAAGGUCGGCUGUGAUGCGGAAGAAGGUGCCGAUGUGCUGCCAAGGCCUCUACAACUCGACCUUCUGACGGGGCAGCCCCAGCCGGAGGAUGAGCUCCUCUAUGCCAUGCCCAUGGUUGCACCCUACUGCGCACUUGGAGGCCCCUACAACCUCCGAAUAAAGCUUACGCCGGGCAACCAGAAGAAGGGUCAGGCCGUGCGGCAUUGUCUCAAGAUCUUCGCGGAGCAGACGGAAAGACGAGCGUGGAAGCUGCUGGUCCAGGCCAUUCCCGAGAAUGAAGCCACUCAGCUCAUGUGUGGGAGCUGCAAGAUGUCGAUGCCCGGGCUGCAGAAGCUACAGCAGCAACUAAGGAAAGAGAAGCGCAAAGACAACUUGAAGGAUGCGGAAAAGCUAGGCCAAGCAAAGGCCAAGCAGAAGCAAAAAGCUCCCAAGAAAUAG
Molecule: messenger RNA, 3450 nt
Organism: Symbiodinium natans
Lineage: Eukaryota; Dinophyceae; Suessiales; Symbiodiniaceae
Source: the annotation of a GenBank genome assembly